UUCCCGUUUAGCUUCUGUGUUCUAAUGGAGGAAGUCUACUUUGCUACUUCUAAAGAAAAAAUGGCGUUCCAAAAUGGCGUCAUCAAAAUGAAAACAAAUUUAAUAGUUAAGCGAAAUGUAUUCAUUAACAGGAUGCUUUGUUCUGUUGUUUGUGUGUGAACAAUACAGUCAAAAGGUAUCCCUUCUCGAAAGAUGACUAUCUGUAUAGUGAAAACAUCGUUUAACGAAGAUGACAAAGACAUACAAGGAAGCUUUGGGAUUUAUACACUAUAACUUUGCUUACACCAAUCCAUAAUUUGAGAAUUUUAAUAGGUCUAUUAAAAAAUCUUUAAAACUGAUAUAAAUGAUCCUGUCGUUAAUUAAAGGUAAUAACCUGAAAAGUGUCCUUCCAUCUUAGAGGAUUUUGAAAAUAAAAAUGACAGAUUAGCCGCGGUGUGCAAGCUCUUAGAUAAAAUGUACUGGGGACAAUUUACCCGGAAUAACUUGUAUUACAUUUUUAAUUUCUUAACGGAAACUAAUUUAACUAAAAUAAAUAUUUCUAAACCACUCUAACGUAAAGGUCUAGACUUUUUAACAAAAUGUUGAAGGGAGAAUCAUUAGUGCUAUAUUUAACGACAAUGAAGGAGAGUGCAAGUUACAGAAAACUUUCGUUUCAUUUCUAAAAAGAAGAAGGAUUGUGUAUAAAAUGUUCUGAAAAUACAAUUUUAAAAGAUCCCGGUUUCUCUACGAAUCGAGCACGGGAGACUACACUGAUGAUGUCUCACUUACCGUUAUUACUGGUUGUAUCUGCUGCCAUCUUUUUUAUCGUGGACGCCAUAUUGAUUGUGUUGUGCUUGGUUUGGUGGUAUCGAAAGUGGAGAGAUGGAAAUGUGGCGGAAUCGGAAGAACAACCACUGAUUAAUAUUCCUACAGAACCUGAAUAUCAAACCAAAGAGAUAAGAUUACCAACCUCGGAACCUUUUAAUAUUCCCAGUCUUAAAAGAGAAAACACAAAAAAAGAAUUGUCGAAAAUAGGAUCGAUAGAUAAAUCUAUAUAUCGAAAAAAGGAGAAAAUCCCUGCGUUGUGUUUUGAACUUUUUUAUGAUCUAAGAAAAUCAGAAGUGCAUGUGACAUUGGAGGAGGGUAAACAUCUCCCAGAAUAUAUCAACGAACAAAUAAUUGUGAGUGUUUUGAUGUCUCACUGUUUUACUGUCUACCAGACUGUCAGAGUUGAUGGUCCUAAUCCUACGUUUAACGAAAUUUUUCGAUUCCCAUUGGAUAGUAUGCAGAUCUCUUCCGACCCUCCAAUCACGUUGAAGUUUAACGUGUGGACUAUUAGUGAUCAGUUUAACAAAAAUCCAUUCGGCUUUACAGAAGUUAACAUAGAAGAUAUCUUCAACGAAGCAGGUCUAACACCGAUAAAAGGAUGUGGUACAAUAUGGCGCGAUGUUGAGAAAUCGGAACGUUUAACAGGUGAAACACCCUACGGAGAAGUUCUUGUGACGCUCUCCUAUUUAAGGGGUGCACAAAGGAUUGCCCUUACUACCUGCAAAGCAAGAAAUUUGAAAAUACAACCAACAGACAAAUACCUACAAGCCAAAAUAGCUCUGCUUUAUCAAGAUAAAGAAAUUAAAGUCUAUUACACAAAUAACGUUGCAACAACAACAAAACCAGAAUUUAACGAGGAAUUCAUUUUCAACUUGGAAGAAGUUCAAGGCGCGAGUCUUCAAAAUAUAGCCAUCAGCAUAGAAAUACAAGGACGACAAAACAAUGUUUUUUUGAAACCACGCGUGAUUGGUACUGUGGCGUUGGGAAAUUCAACGCAAGUUGGUCGAUUCGGGAAAGAGCAUUGGGAUCUUAUGGCACACGGGAAAUCUUCUAUUCAAAAGUGGUAUCCUGUUCUAUUUGAUUCUUAAAAGAAAGAGAUUAAGCAUCAUAAU
Molecule: messenger RNA, 1919 nt
Organism: Hydractinia symbiolongicarpus
Lineage: Eukaryota; Metazoa; Cnidaria; Hydrozoa; Anthoathecata; Hydractiniidae
Product: synaptotagmin-10-like
Exons: 3
Coding region: 753-1895 (380 amino acids)
Biological process (GO): regulation of calcium ion-dependent exocytosis; calcium-ion regulated exocytosis; cellular response to calcium ion
Molecular function (GO): calcium-dependent phospholipid binding; clathrin binding; phosphatidylserine binding
Source: RefSeq, a predicted model, not a curated record